This is a messenger RNA of Nezara viridula (southern green stink bug), 5401 nucleotides long. Lineage: Eukaryota; Metazoa; Arthropoda; Insecta; Hemiptera; Pentatomidae. The record is from the annotation of a GenBank genome assembly.
CGUGGUUGUAGCAUCACAUGUAAUUUAUAUACUGAGCGAUGACAGAAGAUCUGGGUACCAAAGAAGGGAGACGGGACCCGAUGAUGGAAUGCAUCGGUGAAUUCGGUCGAUGGCAGCUCCUGAUGACCUUCUUGCUAUCAUUGGUAAACUUGCCGUGCACCUUCCACUUAUACGCACCUACUUUCCUGGCGGCAGAACCUGAAGCAAGUUGUUCCAAGCCACGAGGUAGUCUUCUUAGUGAGGAGCAAUGGCUGAACCUUAGCCAAGUAUAUUCUUCCGAUGGCAUGAGGGACAUCUGCAGGAUAAAUAACUUUGACUACACCCUACCGUUCAGUGAACUCAGUCAGAUGCAGGCCAAUGAUACGAUCCCUUGUGAGUCGUGGGACUUUGAAUAUUCUCAAUUCGGCACUACCAUCAUAACUGAGUGGAACCUGGUUUGCGACAGAUCCUACUUGCGCCAAUUAGCUGAGCUGUUGUUCCUGGCUGGAGUUGCUGUUGGUGGCUUCGUCAGUGGUCUCAUUUCGGACAGAUUUGGCAGGAAGCAAACAUUGAUGGUCUCAUUGUUGGCUCAGAUUUUGAUAGGGAUGUCCAUUGCUUAUGCCCCCUGGUUGUCUCUCUACCUCGCAUUGCGAACUCUUCUAGGAUUCUUCUGUGUCAGUGUCGUUUUCUCUGGAUUUGUUUUAUGUAUGGAGCUGGUUGGUGGGAAAUGGCUUACCAUUUCAGGAGUUUCUUAUGGAUUACCAGUUCCUGUGGCCUACAUAGUUAUUUCAGGGCUUGCUUACGUAAUUAGGGAUUGGAGGCAACUACAAUUGGCUAUCACCUUGCCUUCCUUGGCAUUCCUACCUCUAUGGUGGGUGUUUCCGGAAUCUCCAAGGUGGUUAUUGGCUAUGCACGAAAAUGAACAAGCGAUUGCCAUCUUAAAGAAAGUAGCUAAUUUUAAUGGAAAAAAGUUACCAGAUAAUUUUGAUAAAAUAAUCAAUGAGGACAUAGCUGCAACUGGUGAGGAGCCUCCAAAAGUGAGCAUCAUGGAUUUGUUUCGAACAAGCUAUAUGAGACGAUUAACGUCCCUCUUGUACGUGGCCUGUUUCUGCGCUGUUAUAAUUUAUUUUGGACUUGUCCUAAAUUUGGCCAAUCUUGGAGGUGAUAUCUAUGUGAACUCUGUCAUAUCUGGUUUAGUAGAGUUUCCUGCAGCUUUAAUCUGUAUCAUCAUCCUCUUAAAAAUGGGAAGAAGAUGGCCAACGUUUUUAACUGCAUUUAUUGCUGGAUUUGCUUGCGUUGCUACUAUUAUCACCCAAAAAGGAAGCUGGUUGUAUAUGACCUUGGUAAUGAUAGGCAGGCUCAGUAUCAGUGCUACCAACAUGAUUUUGAAAGUAUUUAGUGCUGAGUUGUUUCCAACUGCAAUGAGGAAUCUUGGUGUUGGUUCUACAACCAUACCUUCCGGCAUCUCCCUGCUGCUGGUUCCAUAUUUGUGGGUACUGGCUGGAGUUUAUGAAAACAUGCCUCUUGUUGUUCUUGGUUUUCUUGGUAUAAUUGGAGGAGGAGCAGUAUUAUUCCUUCCAGAACCUUCUGGUUUAGCUGAUGAUAUGAUUCAAAGAUAAUCUUUUAAGAGAUCUUAUAAAAGAAAUGAAUUUUCAAUAUAUGCCUGGACUUAAUUAAGUAAUUAAUUAAAUUUAAGAAGCAUUCUAUAAACAUCGAGAAAAUCAGCUGCCUUAAUGGCAUAAAAAUGACACUGCUCUUGAAAAAUAGAAAGUUAGCAAUUUUAAAAUUAAUUGUAUCAAGUACAUGUACUAAUUAAUGAAUUAAUCAAUAGACAAACUUGAGAAUUUACUUAAUGAUAUACAUUGUGAUAUUAGCCCUAAUAAUUUUGAUAUGAGUAAAAUUUUAUUUAGUUUAAGCUAUUUUAACUUUCCAAAAAAUUAAUUUAUUUUGUUGAAAAAUCAUCAUUUAAUCAUAGCUCACCACAAGAACAUGAUAGUUAGUAAAUAAGAACAGCUGAUGGGAAGAGAAGAAAGAAGAUAAAGAAAUUCUUUCUCCUCUACACAUUCAAUUUACUUGAUGAACAACUGAACUUUAAAUGAAUAAUAGGACAACUCAAAAAUCAUAUUCCUCGUAAUUUCUCAAUUUAAAUGGUUUUAAAUACGAAUAGCUGUUUUCUAUUACUUAAAAUGUUUUUAUACUGCAAAUAAAAUCCAAAAACAUAAGAUAAAUUUACCAGCAAUAAGGCUAUAUGUUUAUUUUUAUUUCACCAUAAAUGUGAAAAUUUAUUGGAAAGAAUUUGAAUGACAACAAGAAUUGAUUAAUAUAUCAAAAUUCAUAAAUUUCUUUUUGAAAAAUUUACUUAAGGUAAAUUAGAGGUUGGUUUAUUUUAUAUACUGCCUAUUGAAGAUACCACUUUUACUAAUAUCAGAGUAACAUUUCUCUAGAUUAGGAGCAAUAGGAUCCUGUGAUUGAGGUGAUCACCAAGAUCACCAAAUUGAGGUGAGAUCAGAUUUGAUCUUAUUUAGUGUGUAAUGAGAGAGAAUAAACUUGCCAAAUAUUCUUUCAUACUAAUAAUUCAUCUCAUGAAUAGUUAGGGAUGGGGUGGCCGAAUGGGCUAACGAGUGUGCACAGCAUCGCCAUUGUCCAGCAACCUGACAAUUCAUAACUGGCUAAAAAUAGUCACGAGUCUGGUGCCAGGGUAUUCUUUUAAAUCCCUGUUAUGUUGCACUCUAACUGUAAUAAUAUUUUUCAAUAAACGAUUUUUUAAAGAUUUAAAAUUAGCCCUCUUGCCUUAAUCCAUGAUUCUAUCCUUUUCCACAGAUGGUACAACUCUGAAUAUUUUAACAAUAAUGAGAGGGAGAAAAACAAUAAGAAAAAAAAUAAACUCGUAAAAGGUAUGAAGUUUAUAAUACGUAAACUUUUUUUUUUGCUCUUGAUAAAUUUAAUAUAAUUUUUUUUUCCAUUUUACUUUAAAAAAGUAUUAUUUCUUAAUGUGUAAAAUACAUCUCAAAUUAAUGUUAAAAUCACUAUGUCUUGAAGAAGAUUUUUAAUUUGAGUUCAUUCAUUAUUAUAGUUUGUUUUCUACCCUUUUACUACCAUUUUUUACAAUAUCCUUAGCUUCCAAGAAAUCUUUUACAAAAGGAUAAGAAAAUUUGCCCUAUCUCAAGAUAACCAUCUUCGAAAAAAUAUCAUAGUGCUAGCUCUCAUAGUGCAUGUUUCAUUCUGGUACACCGAGUUGAAGUGGCUUUAUCCUACUUUCCCGAUGACAACUCCUCCUUGGUGUUUUACUUUUCCAAGUCCUCAGAACCAUAAACCCUUCCUAGAUCCUGGAACUCCUUACUCUAUGUUUCUCUGUCCACUCUCUUAAUACCAUGUCUCAACCUAUAGAUUUAUAUAUUCCUUUCCAUAAAAUUACUUCCUUCAGCAAAUCCUUUGCCAUCCGUGCUAUCUCCUGUUGAACUCUCUUCCUACUUCCUAAUCCUCGACCACAAAUUCCUUCAAACAACUCCUGUUCCACCACCUACUACUCAUUCAAACUUCCACAAAUAUGUAAAAUUACUUACGUCUAUAUACUGUUUAAUCCAAUCAACUGCACAUUUGUAAUAACAAUCAACAGUUAUUUAGUUUGUAUUUUGUAGUCUUCUAAGCUAGAGUAAUACCCAUAAAUUUGUAACACUGUUAUUAUUUUUAGGGGACUGUAGUCCCAGAAUAAAAUUAUUUUUUCAUAUCAUUUCAUUUAUUUGGUAGUGAACUGAUUUAUACUAUUCAGAUCUUGUUUAAGAUCACAUCACAUUUAUAAAUCUACUUCACCCAGCCAUCUGAGGGAUUGAUGGUCUUCUUCUAAUGUAUCUUCCACUAGGUUGGUCAUCGAGCAGUUGUUUGAGGAUUUCUUCCAAAUAUCUUGAGGAUUGAUGAUCCAAAUAUCUGUUUUUCUUCCUCCAAUUUGAGAUCAAAUCUGGUCUUUUAUAUGAGUUUAACACCUCUGCCAUAAAACAAGAUAGAUGGAAAGGCAGCCAGGCCCCUCGGAAUCCGCCAUCUUCAGGCCUUCAUCCUGUUCCUCUGCAUGGCUGUCAGUUAUUUGAUGAGGGUUAACAUCAGCACAGCAAUUGUAAUGAUGACGGCAGUCGACACGCCUUCCGAUCAACCGGUUUUCGACUGGAGCAUGGUCCAGCAGUCGACUAUCUUGAGCUCUUUCCAAAUCGGCUAUCUCAUCAUGAACCUGGGGGCCUCUGUUCUUGUUACUAGAUUCCAGAACAAGUUGUUACUUUUCAUCUGUAUUGCUGGAUCCUCGGUGAUCACACUGGCCACUCCAGUGUUGGUAGAAGCUGGAGGAUUUUACGUACUACUCUUCGUGAGGAUUUUUCUUGGCCUCCUACAGGGACCCCUAAUGGCGGUGGCCAUGGGACAGCUGUCGAGGUGGAUCCCUCCAAAUGAGAGGAGCAGAUGUGGCAGUUUAGUUCUAGGCGGUAUUAAUUUUGGAAAUAUGAUCUCAUUUGGAAUCUCUGGAUGGAUUGGUGCCAACUAUGGCUGGCCCAGCAUCUUUUACUUCUCUGGCUGCACUGGUGUUGCCUGGUCUGUACUCUGGGCUGUGGUAGCUGCUGACAACCCGAAAUCCUGCUGGCUGACUAGUGAAGAGGAAAAAGCAUACAUCGAGGAAGAACUCAUACUAACAUCUGAAAUAACAAAAGACAAGAAAAUACCUUGGAGAGGACUAAUUAGCAAUAAGGCAUGCUGGGCUCUGCUGUUGGUGACAGUGGGACACAACUGGGGUAAUUGGACGCUGCUCAAUGAAAUGCCAUCCUAUUUCGAUUCCAUCUUACAUCUUAACAGUACUGCUAGUGGAUUGAUAACAGCCCUUCCUCAUGGCUGCCUUUGGCUAUUUUCCUUCUUUUCGUCCUUUACUUCUGACAUGCUCAUCAAGAGAAGGAUUCUAUCAGUAGGGGCAUGUAGGAAACUGUGCAACAGUAUUGGACAUUGGGGAGCAGCAGUAGCUCUUUUGAUUCUCAGCUAUACAACAGACCAGACGACUGUCUUUGUCAUUUACACGAUUGGCGUAACACUACUUGGUUUUGUCUACAUUGGUUAUAAUAUCAACCACCUUGAUAUUGUUCCUUCUAAUGCUGGUUUCUUCAUGGGAAUCACCAAUGGUCUAGCAACCAUUACAUCUUUCGCAGGAACUGAAUUUGCUGGAAUUAUAAUCACCGACCCUGAAAAUCAAUACCAAUGGCAAAUUGUGUUUGGUGUUUCUGCUGGAAUUUUCUUCCUGUCAAACUUGAUUUUCAUCACAUUUGGAAGUGGUGAAGUACAGCCUAUUGAAGUUGAAAAAUCAAACAAGGAAUCUAAAUCUAAUUCAGAGACACCUACUUUCCCUAUAGGCACCAUCAUUGAUGUUAAGGAUCAGUAACCUCCUUCUUUGACUAAU